Messenger RNA from Magnolia sinica, 1279 nucleotides. Its product is annotated as protein mago nashi homolog. Gene Ontology annotation, biological process: RNA splicing. The coding region runs from base 747 to 1256 and encodes 169 amino acids. The record is from RefSeq and is a predicted model, not a curated record. The transcript is spliced from 2 exons. Gene Ontology annotation, cellular component: nucleus; exon-exon junction complex. NCBI's taxonomy places the organism in Eukaryota, Viridiplantae, Streptophyta, Magnoliopsida, Magnoliales, Magnoliaceae.
CGGGACCUAGCAUGAGCCGGAAGCUCCUGGAAGGAGAUCUAGGGGGUCACCUUUAUUCUUGUGUUUUAUCCACCGUUCAUUUAUUUUAGGUUAAGAGCCUGUAUAAGAUGUAGAUACUAAAUCUUGAGUGGACCAUGCCAAAUGAAGCAGGGUGACAAUGAUGCCUACCGUUGAAACCUUUUUAUAACCCACCGUGAUAUUUAUUUACUAUCUGAUCUAUUUAUAAUGUCAAACCAACAUGGAUGAAUGGAAAGAAUCGGAAUCCUUUGUUUGCCACAAGUUGAAAAAUUCUAAUUUUUUCAGUUUAAUUGAACCACAUCAUCACACACCACUGCAUCUUAGGUGAUUACAUGAACCAAUCAUAAUACAUGGAAAAUAUGAUUUUAUUGGAUUCGAAUGAAAAAGUAUAAAUGUGGAUUGAUCCAAACUUGUUGUGGCCUCCAUGAAGUUUUCAAUGGUAGGAUUUUCAUCCCCACUGUUACCUACUGUUCAGGCCAUUUGAAUACUAAAUCUGCCUAUUAUUUUGGGUCAUUCCCUAAAAUGAUCUGUCAAAAUGGAUAGACGGUGUGGAUUAAACAAGUAGAUCAAAGAGGGCCCCAUAGAACCCCUGCAAGAAGUGUCCGUCUCUAGCUAGGCCCGGGGUAGUACCCACGAGGUAAUCUUUCCCACAGGUUUCACUCUCCCUACGAGAAAAAUCAAAACGGGAAGAAACGAGAAGCUCGAAGGAAAACAGAAGAGGAAGGAAAAUGUCAGUAGCGGAAGAUCAAGGAGCGUUCUAUCUGAGAUACUACGUAGGGUAUAAGGGCAAAUUCGGGCACGAAUUCCUCGAGUUCGAGUUUCGGCCCGACGGGAAGCUCCGAUACGCCAACAACUCCAACUACAAGAACGAUACGAUGAUUCGCAAGGAAGUCUUCCUCACUCCUGCCGUCCUCAAAGAAUGCCGAAGAAUCAUCGCCGAGAGCGUGAUAAUGAAGGAAGACGAUAACAACUGGCCCGAGCCGGACCGGGUGGGCCGGCAGGAGCUCGAGAUCGUGAUGGGGAACGAGCACAUCUUCUUCACCACUUCGAAGAUCAGAUGUCUUGUUGACGUCCAGAGCAGCAAAGAUCCUGAAGGGUUUCGCAUCUUCUAUUACCUUUUUCAGGUUGGUGAAAUAGGAUCGAAAUGUCCUUCUCUGCUUUUUUUAGGUAUUCUUUGGUUUGAUACAUGUGAUUGUUUCCAGAGCCAGGUUAUGUUAUGUUCGAUUCCUUCUCUUUGAACUUUCCCUUUUUUUAGGGUAUC